UCACACUAACUUAAACAAUAUUGAGAUUGGUAUAACAUGCGUAGAUUCGACUCUCGGUCAGAUUUGGAGUUAAAUUCAAAUUAUACUUUGACGGAUUGAGAACAAGGAUCAAUUGAGACGUGACAUUUAUGGGAUAAUGUUUGUGCCUUGAAAACAAGAAUUGAAGAGGUAAACAAAACUAUAAAUAAGACCAAACAGAGAUGUCUCAACACCAAAUUGGCAGCACGGUGGACGGAUUUUAUAUAUUUAAACCAUCCAACUUAAAAUACAACCGAUAACGUAUGAAUGGGAUACCUUCAGCUUAGAUCUUAAGAUAUAAAAUACUUGACUGAGUUAUGAGCGAUUCAUCGACUCGAAAAAGAUAAUUGAACACUUUAGUUUGAACACUAAACGUCAAUUGUCUUUGAACAUUUUUUAUUGGGAUUGCAACACAUUCUGAGACUUCUUCACCAUGGCAACGGGUGAUGGUCAUGGAUCUAUCCCAGUGCGGAGCAACAAGACAACCCAACUGCGAAAAAUGACGACUAGGGGAGAAAAGGAUUUGGGUGAUUUUACUAAGAUUAGAAAAAGCGAAUACGGCCAUGGUGUACGUUCUGUUAACAGAUCUGAAAAAAUGAAAAUGAAGAAAGUUGUUGAUGUCAUGUUUAAACACCAGAAUAACUUUCUAUAUAAUAUAAAUCAGAAACAGUACUUCACGUACAAAGCCCUUUGUGCCGUCACCAAGGAGAAGAAACGCCUCAUGAAGGAAAAAUACAAACGCCAACAAGAGCGAUUACGUUUAGGAUUUCAACAACAGACAACGCUAUCAUUGCUACCAGAAAAAUCAAAAAUCAAAAAGAAGAAACCAAAGGCAAAACAAGAUGUGGAUAAUGUAAAUACAACAGAGAAGGUUGAAAAUAGUAGAGAUGAACCGCCUGGCCCCGGACUACCCCGAAAUGACUCCCCCUAUAACGCAAUAGACGAUAGGGUAAUCAAAGAAUUAAAAUAUACUCAAAAUGAAGUAAAAUUACCUAAAAUUCCAGGAAUUCCAAAGCCACCUGAGAAACGUUUAGUGAAGACUGUAUCACGAAAUGCACUUGUACCGAUAGCUGAAGAUGAUAGUGCCAAAACUAACCCUGGGGAGAUGCAUCCUCAACCCCCUAAAACUCCCGCAAGAACCAUAGGAACGCCUCAUUCUGUGAGGUCCUCUAGUGGUAAAGUCAUUGACCUUCACCUCCGUCAGCCAGAAUAUCCGGUUACUAAACUCAAACGCGAGAAAUCUGUAUCAUUUGUAACUGAUGAAAAGUCAAAAGAAGAUGUAAAGGAAGAGUCUAAUGGAGAUGGACACCUUUUAGAACGCACAGAUGAGUUGACUAAAAGCAAUCUGGAUUUACACGAAGCUCGAGUCAAUGCUGAUGUUUUGAAGGUUAACCACGCGGGUGACAAAACUAACGAUGAUGACAUCAUUGAUAUGGUCAACAGAGCAAACUCUAAUGUCUCUAUACCGAAAUCAAGGCGAAUGACAAAGAGGCACAAAACCCACUCAAAAAUCAAACGGACAAAAUCAAGGUCAAAACGAUCGAAAUCAAGAUCAAAGAGUCGUAAUUCAAACCACAAAGACACUGAAUGUUCAGACGAAGAAGAUGGGGGAAAACCAAAAUCAAAACGAAAACAUUCUAGGAAUAAGCCUAGAUCUAAGGGCUCGUUUCUUCCAGAGAUGUCAAACCUUACUAUUGACCCUGAUAUAAAGAUCAAGAAGGAACUUACAGUUGCUGAGAUCAACGAUCGCUAUGUUAAAAUGAGAGACAAAAUGUAUGCUGAUAUCAAAACUGAAUUCGUGCAGAAUUACAGAAAGGACAACAGUGGAAAUCUGGUUCCGAUCAAUGGAGGUGUGGUCCGGAGAGAAUUUAUUGUGCCAUCUGAUAGGCCGAAAUACUUAAGGAGAAAAGCACUGCAGUAUCAACGAGAUAGCAUUGUAAAACAGAAGAUUAAAAUUGAAGAAUUCUUUAAUAAUCUGCAUGAUCCAUAUGUACCAAAAGAUGGAGCUCAAGGUCAUCGGGCUGGGCAGCCCCCGCACUCAUCGGAUUCUUGGGCUAACAGGGACACACCUACACAUCGUCACAUGGCGGGUGGACCGGGUCUCAAUAGACAUGGCUGGCCACAAAUGUAUCAGCAACGGGCUACAAUAGAAGUUUCAAAUGGAAAUCAGUAGUUCGCUAUAGUUUUAUUUGACAUUUGACUAAAAAAUGUAUAUGCCAAGAAUUUA
Molecule: messenger RNA, 2245 nt
Organism: Owenia fusiformis
Lineage: Eukaryota; Metazoa; Annelida; Polychaeta; Sabellida; Oweniidae
Source: the annotation of a GenBank genome assembly